CGAUAGAGGGCGCUGUGGCGAUCAAAGCAGGCCGAACAUCCGCAGCUUUACCUCACUGCCCUUCCAGCAGCAUCUCACCUUCAACCGGCCUGACGCACAUCCACCGCCGCACCCGAAAAGGAAAAGAAAAAAACACGAGAGAAAGACAGUCUCAAACAAACCAACAGUUGAAAUCGAGACACAACAGAGUCGGGUUUUCAUUUUUUAAUGAUGUAGGAGAUCGUUUUGCGGUUUGAAAUCUAAAUUCAGUCUGCCAGCUUCUCUGCGACACGGAAACACCAUCCAGCUGCGCAUAGAUAAAUUGCAUCCUCUCGCAGCUUGUCGGGAUAAAACCAUCCAACCUCUCCGCCGUCUACAGAGUCCCCUCGACGUAGAAGGACUAAGUCACUGCGCAUCCCUACUCUUUUAUUUUUACGGUCAAAUCAGGCCCCGAUCAGCGACGGGUCGCCUCCAGCCUCGGCAGCAUCUUUCCUCUCAGAAAGCAGCAUCCUUCCUCCUUGAAUCUGCGCAAUGGCCGAGAUCCCAGCGGAGUGUAACAUAAAAGUGUUAUGUCGCUUUCGUCCUCUCAACCAGUCAGAGAUUCUACGUGGGGACCAGUUUAUCCCCAAAUUCCAAUCAGACGAUACUGUCGUCGUCGGGGGUAAAUCCUACGCGUUUGAUCGGGUGUUUCCGACCAACACCACCCAGGAGCAGGUGUACAACACCUGUGCCAAGCAGAUUGUCAAGGAUGUUCUGGGUGGAUACAAUGGCACUAUCUUCGCAUAUGGACAAACCUCCUCCGGGAAGACUCACACCAUGGAGGGCAAGCUGCAUGACCCUCACCAAAUGGGCAUCAUUCCUCGCAUCGCUGAGGAUAUUUUCAAUCACAUCUUUGCUAUGGAUGAAAACCUGGAAUUCCACAUCAAGGUUUCAUAUUUUGAAAUCUACAUGGACAAAAUCCGUGACCUGCUGGAUGUGACAAAGACCAACCUGUCAGUCCAUGAGGAUAAGAAUAGGGUGCCAUAUGUCAAGGGAUGUACUGAGCGUUUUGUCUCCAGCCCUGAUGAGGUUAUGGAUGUAAUCGAUGAAGGCAAAGCUGCCCGCCAUGUUGCUGUGACCAACAUGAACGAGCACAGUUCUCGCAGCCACAGCAUCUUCCUGAUCAACAUCAAGCAGGAGCAUGUGGAGACUGAGCAGAAACUUUGUGGAAAGCUGUACCUGGUGGAUCUGGCUGGCAGUGAGAAGGUCAGUAAGACUGGAGCUGCAGGAGCUGUCCUGGAUGAGGCUAAAAACAUCAACAAGUCUCUUUCUGCUCUGGGAAAUGUCAUCUCUGCGUUGGCUGAGGGCACGAAAAGCCACGUACCCUACCGUGACAGCAAAAUGACCCGCAUCCUGCAGGACUCCCUCGGUGGGAACUGUCGCACCACCAUGUUCAUCUGCUGCUCUCCCUCCAGCUACAACGACGCAGAGACUAAAUCUACUCUAAUGUUUGGACAACGCGCCAAGACCAUCAGGAACACCGCCUCCAUCAACCUGGAGCUGACGGCGGAGCAGUGGAAGAGGAAGUACGAGAAAGAGAAGGAGAAGAACAAGACUCUGAAGGAAACUGUCCAGAAGCUGGAGAUUGAGCUCAACCGCUGGAGAAAUGGAGAGGAGGUGCCUGAGACGGAGCAGACCACUGCAGACGUGGUGACCCGUUUUGAGACCGUGGAGGAGCGUCCCAUUUUGGACAACGACACCUCCUCCAUUGUGGUUCGCAUUUCCGAGGAGGAGCGGCAGAAGUACGAGGAGGAGAUCCGCAAGCUCUACAAGCAGCUGGAUGAUAAGGAUGAUGAGAUCAACCUGCAGUGCCAGUUGGUAGAGAAACUGAAGCAGCAGAUGCUGGACCAGGAUGAGCUCCUAGCCUCAUCCAAGGGCGAUGGGGACAAGGUCCAGGCUGAACUCGGCAGGCUUCAGGUGGAGAGCGACUGCGCCAAGGCUGAGGUGAAGGAGGUGCUGCAGGCUCUGGAGGAGCUUGCCAUCAACUAUGACCAGAAGAGCCAAGAGGUGGAGGAGAAGGGCCUGCAGAACCAGCUGCUGGCUGACCAACUGUCCCAGAAAAUGGCCAGUCUGAUGGAGCUGGAGGCAGAGUUGUCUCGUAUGCAGGAAGUGAGCGGGCAGCAGAGGAAACGCAUCGCUGACGUCCUCAACGGUCUGAUGAGGGACCUCAGUGAGUUCAGCACCAUCGUGGGCAACGGGGAGAUCAAGCUGCCGGUGGAGAUUAGCGGUGCGAUUGAAGAAGAGUUCACGGUGGCUCGCCUCUACAUCAGCAAGAUCAAGUCAGAGGUGAAGAGCAUGGUGAAGCGCUGCCGCCAGCUGGAGAACAUGCAGCUGGAGUGCCACCGCAAGAUGGAGGAAACCGGGAGGGAGCUCUCCUCAUGCCAGCUCCUCAUCUCCCAGCAUGAAGCUAAGAUCCGCUCGCUGACAGAGUACAUGCAGAGCGUGGAGCAGAAGAAGAGGCUGCUGGAGGAGAGCCACGACUCCCUGAGCGAAGAGCUGGCCAAGCUGCAAGACCAGGAUAACUCCCUGCUUGAGGAAAAGGAUGGAGAGAAGGGUGAGACUGAGGAUGGAAAUGUGAAGAAGGUUUCUCGUCAGCAGGAGUCUCACCGUGGCCUCCAUCACCAGCAGCUGGCCCGCCUGCGGGAUGAGAUCAAUGAGAAGCAGAGGAUCAUUGACGAGCUCACUGAUCGUAACUCCAAGCUGGAGCUGGAGCUGGCUCAUGUUCGCGCUGACUUUGAACGCCUGAAGAGUCAGGACAACACUAAGAGUGAGCGUCUGGAGGAGCUCUCAUUCCUGCAUGAGCGCCAUGAGCAGACUAAACAGGACUUGAAGGGUCUGGAGGAGACUGUCGCCCGCGAACUCCAGACCCUCCACAACCUGCGCAAGCUGUUCGUUCAAGACCUCACGUCGCGGGUUAAAAAAAGUUCCGAAAUGGAGCCUGAUGAUAGCGGGGGGUCUUGCACCCAGAAGCAGAAGAUUUCCUUUCUUGAGAAUAACCUGGACCAACUUACAAAGGUUCACAAACAGAUUCCAAUUUUCCCACCCUGUGUCAUUUCUCACCCCUCCCUCUGUCUCUCUCCCUUCCAGCUGGUACGUGACAAUGCAGAUCUGCGUUGUGAGCUUCCAAAGUUGGAGAAACGUCUUCGGUCUACUGCUGAGAGAGUUAAGGCCCUGGAGACUGCACUGAGGGAUGCCAAGGAGGGUGCAAUGAUGGACCGCCGCCGCUACCAGCAGGAGGUCGACCGCAUCAAGGAUGCCAUGAGGGCAAAAAGCGCCCUGAGGCGCCCGCAUGCAGCACAGAUUGCUAAGCCAGUGAGACCAAAGCAGCUGCCCGUCUGCUCUCCCACCAACCCGUUCUACACUUACAUCCGUGCCACUGAACAGGCCAAUACCUACAGCAACGCCCUCUUCCAGGGCAACGUGACACAGCCGAGCGCUGCCAGCUCAAACUGCAACCCAAACUCUGUCCAGAGUAACACAGUUUCCACAGCGCUGGGCUACAGAGCAGGCAGAUAUACUGGAGACAUACUGGAGUCCUUCCCACUCAACAUUGACAACGCAGGUAACAGUAUCAGUGAAACGAGAGACAUCAAUGACAACAGAAGUGAUGUUUACUGUGGCAACGAGGUGGAUGAUUCAAACAGGCAUUACAUCAUUCAGCAGGAGACCGCCGCAAGUUAAUGCCAUGAAGAUGACCAAACACUGUACCCGUCCAGGGACCCUCCCCUUCCAUCUGCAUGCAGCCUGUCUCCCCCGUCCCUCCACUGCAUCACUGAUGAAGAUGAUGAUGAAGAUCUGUAGCCCUGUAGUCUUCAAACUAGAUGAAGCCCCUCCAGCUCCUUUGGUGACCACUAUCUACCUUAGGUUUGGGGUCCAGUCCCUUCCAGUUUAUUCAGUAGAGGAAGUAAAUUAGACCAGAAUUCGUUUUUUUAAAUACAGAACUUCACUUAAUCAACUCAUUGAUCUCUCGGCCAAUCAAUUUGUCACCAGAUAUCACUGACGCUGAUUACCUCCUGAGGUGGUUGAGCUGAAACGGGACUUACUCCAUCCCUGACGACUUAGUACACACAUGUUGUAAAUAAUAGUGCUGUAUACUCCAGUAGAGGUUUUUGACCAGCAACAUUUCCAGCCUCCACAUCUUCUUAUGGGCAACAUGUGAAUGACAUACUGUAGGCAGACGUGACCUUUUUCUCUGUCUUAAAUAAGAGUGUAGUGUGUAACGCCAGCUUGUAACAGAAGACCCACACUCUGCAUGCAUGUCGCUUAGCAGGUUAGCUUUCAAAUCUUUGCAUGUGUCCUGAUUCCAGUCAGGAGCUGGUAUGCUUUGAGUGUAGAGUCUGAUCGACUUCGACAGAUGUCACACACACAGAGAGAGAGAGAGAGAGAGAGAGAGAGGGAGAGAAAAAGAGAAAAAGAGAAAGAGAAAGAGAGAGAUUUUCCGAUCCUAUUUUAAAGUAAAACUGGUCUGUUGUGUUAAUGUGGCUCGAACAGAGGAAAAACAACAAAAACACAUCACAAGUAGACAUAAGGAAAAACGUGUCAGGGAAACCCAGUCUGUGUCAAGGAAACCUUUUGUUAUUGCUUUGAUACUGUGAUGUUGCAGCUGUAUGAUGCCAUUGUAUAUUUCAGGUAAUAUUACCCACUUCCAUUUAUUGUGGAUCCCACCCUGCAUUGCGCCGACACCUUGUGAGUCUUCAUAUCGAGCCUUAACAAGAGCUGACUUCUCAUGAUCAAACUAACACGUGUGCAUACAUUUGUAAGUACUACCUCUAGAGCUACUCAUUAUACACCUAUUACACUAUACUAACAUCCUCUUAGAUGUUGAAUAAGAGCUGAUCUUAAAGUUUCUAGAGAAAAAUGCAACUUUAGUACAUCAUUAGCUGUAAGUAGAUUUAAAAGCUCUUAUCAGAGCAGUAGUUAUAUUCUUCUGAAGUUCAUUCAUACACAGAUUUGUCGUCCAACACAACAGAGAAUCAGGGCUGGGCUGAAAGCGUGCUUGCAAAAAUAUUCUAGUGCAGGACCAGAAAGUUUGGGUUUACCACGUAAGGUGAGAUUAAGGUAUACUACAUUGAUUUUCAAAUAUUUCCCUAAACUUUCUGGUGCUUGAUGCAUUGUCCUAUUUGGUACCUAGUAAGGCUGAAAUUGUAAUGUGUGCAUCCUUUGUCUCCUAAUGUAAAGUCAGACAAUGUAUUGUCUAAACACUUUUUAGACUAUAUGGAUGUAUUUUUAGUGAUUCAACAGCUUUUUAAACAGACCCAUCAACAGUCUGAUGAUUAGGGAGUGUCUACAAGCGAGCCCCCAGCUGAGCAGCCACCAGUCUGGGAUGGACAGACCGUUUCUUGUUGUUUGUAGCUUGUUGUCAAAGCGUGCUGUUAUUCUUCUGUCAGAAAUCCUGACCAGCCAAUCAGGAUAGAAGAUUGCAACAUGUCUCCGAUGGGUGGCAAACAUAUGGAUGUGUUUGGACUGAGCUGAGUCACUGAAUUAAAGGACAGAUAAGAGCAGAAGUGUGUCGCUCUUAAAGGAAACAUGCUUUACACCAAACAGCUUUUAAAUAACAAAAUCAAUUUAACAUUGAAAAACAUUUCUCUAUGCUAAGUUUAGUGUAUUACAUGGCAUAACUGGAUUAUUUAGCCCAAAUAGGACCUGAGUAUUUAAAUUGUCCAAUACCUAACAGCCUAAUUUAUGACAGCACCGCUCUGUUUCAUGCUCUAUGCUCAUAAACAACAUCUCAGGGCUUCACAUUCACAAUCACAGCCGCCAUGAGCCAUCACCACUGUCUUCCUCAUGUGAGUGCUGAUGAAAAAUCAGGUCAGCGGGUAUUCUUUGAGGCUUAGCAGAUAAAUGGGAUGAUAAAUCUACAGAAAUAACAUUUUAUACAUAGUGUAAUUCUAGCAAAUAACAUCUGAAAUAAAAAAAAUCUUUCUGGUCAGACCCUACUGUAUGUGUCCAAGCAAACCCUCUAUUUGACAUCAUGUUUCAAGUAUAAUAAGUAAAUCCGAAGGAGGGGCGGGAUUUGUACUAUAUUGCCACCUGCUGUCAAACUGUCUUAUUUCAACAUAUCUAAAAUACAUGUGCUAUAUAUUGUUAAUCUUGUAAGUAAAAUAGCUUGCCAUGACAUAGUAAAAUGCAAAAGAAAUGCACACACUAAUUUCGGUCAAAGAAAUGUUUGUUUUAUUUAUUUCUGUAUGCCUAUACUGUAGCGUCAACAUGAUUAUGUGAAGAAUCACAGUUCUGUAUAUAUAGACUCAUCACUAUGCUGUAUUGUAUGUGAAUCAUUGUGUUGUAGUAAAAAGUUCAAUAAACUUUAGAAAGGAA
Etheostoma spectabile (orangethroat darter) is the source of this 6333-nucleotide messenger RNA. RefSeq names its product kinesin family member 5A, a (gene kif5aa). Lineage: Eukaryota; Metazoa; Chordata; Actinopteri; Perciformes; Percidae. Gene Ontology annotation, biological process: microtubule-based movement. The record is from RefSeq and is a predicted model, not a curated record. Bases 511 to 3699 code for a protein of 1062 amino acids. Gene Ontology annotation, molecular function: microtubule binding; ATP binding; microtubule motor activity. The transcript has 29 exons.